CGGUCUCGGAAAGGUCGUGUCUCAGAGUCGAAGUUGCUGUUGACGCGAGGUCGUGCCAGAACGCCGGUGGCAUGAACGAGCUCACGUUCACGGAAGAGAUGGAGAUCCUCGAGAUCAUCCAAGGCCACAGCGCGUCCAUGGGCUUCCUCUCGACCUUCCUCUCGACUGAUCCAUUGCCGCCGCCGACCGCAGCGAUCGCGCCAGCCAAGCCGCCGCGCCGGGCGCGCACCAACCCCAAGGCCGAGAUCGAGUACCUUCGCACCAAGGAAAAGUCGCUGCGCCGCCAGCUCAAGCACAUGCACGAGAACCAAGCCAAGCAAUCGAUUAGCAGCGCGUGGAAGGGCCGCGCGAUCCAGCAGGCGCGCUGUGCCCAGCGCUCGAUGCUGGAAAACAACCGCCUCAAGGAGGCCGUCGAGACCCAACUGCAGUUUGUCGAGGCGCUUGAACGCGUCUUGGAGAAGCAGCCCAAGCUCUCGACGUUUGCGACGACGCAUGGCCACGCGCUAUGGAAGCAGGCCGUUCUGAGCACGUCAUCGCGCGAGUCGGAUCUGGAGCUGCUGCUGCAGGGCCAGCGCGACAAGCUCGAGUCGGCGUGGAUCCAGCACCGCUUGCACGAUGCGAUUGCACAGCGCGAGACGGUCCAAAAGACGUUUGUCGACUAUAGCGCGGACGUCGGGAUGCGCAUCAACUUUGUCCGUGGCGGCCUCAUUCCGCUGAGUCUCGACGAAAUGAGCGAUCUGCUGUGGACCCACGUGACGACGCCGCUGGACGCGUCGUGCUCCUUGCUCCAAACCUUUCAUAGCGACCUCGUCUACACACGGCAAGAUAUCAAGCUCGCCGACCCGGCCAUCCCAAUACUCGAGACGCGCGUAGCCAUUCGCCGCUACAAAGAAGACGGCCGCACGGUGAUGGUGUGGCGGUCGAUCGUGGACGACCAUUUGCUGCCCCAUGAGGAGGGCCAUCUCAUUGACAACCGUGUGACCUGGGUCACGUUGCAUCCAGUGGACGCGCACCAGUGCUACAUCUCGUCCCACGCGGUGAUUUUCACGCCGCUGUUUCCAGCCAACGUGCCCGAACGGCAGCCGGCGAUUGGCUCAUGGACGGAGCUUCUCUUGCGCGCUUCGGACGAGCUCACCGAGAAGUUUAGUGCGGCGCUCUUCGCUGCGGUCAUGAGCCGCCAAAUCGCCCUCCAGGCGUGAUACUGUACCAUUGAGAACGACAUUUAUAUAGACCAAAAGGCCUUGUUUGUACACUGGCAUCGCGAUAACUCGACCAGCAUCAUUUAUAUGCGUCCGCACG
This is a messenger RNA of Saprolegnia parasitica CBS 223.65, 1299 nucleotides long. RefSeq lists its product as hypothetical. The record is from RefSeq and is a predicted model, not a curated record. The transcript has 4 exons. Bases 72 to 1199 code for a protein of 375 amino acids. NCBI's taxonomy places the organism in Eukaryota, Oomycota, Saprolegniomycetes, Saprolegniales, Saprolegniaceae.